Molecule: messenger RNA, 1560 nt
Organism: Grosmannia clavigera kw1407
Lineage: Eukaryota; Fungi; Ascomycota; Sordariomycetes; Ophiostomatales; Ophiostomataceae
Product: heterokaryon incompatibility protein
Exons: 1
Coding region: 1-1560 (519 amino acids)
Source: RefSeq, a predicted model, not a curated record
AUGGCCGCUCUCCAGCAACUUCGAAUGGCCGACCGCGCUCGGGUUUUAUGGGUAGAUGCUGUCUGCAUCAACCAGCAGGACAUUCCAGAGCGUGGAGAGCAGGUCAAACUCAUGGCGGAAAUCUACCAUAGUGCGAGCCAGGUCGUGGUAUGGCUUGGGGAAGCGCACAGCAACAGCACCUUAGCCUUUAAGCUGAUCCAGAAGCUUGCUCCUGUGGCCGGUGGAGAAGAAAGCCCACAGUCACAGCAGAGCCAAAACGCAAGCGCAAUAAGGCCUGUAGACCUCACCGACGUUGAAAACGCUGCGUGGGUCGCACUCGAUGCCCUGUACUGGCGUCCAUGGUUUACGCGCGUCUGGGUCAUUCAGGAGAUUGCCGUUUCGCGCUCCGCUGUGAUAAUGUGUGGGGCAGAUAUCGAGACGUUUGACUCCUUCUGCGCCGUUACAAACUAUAUAUCACAGCACGGUCUAACAGCGAUGACUACCGCCGGGACAUUGCGGAUACAGUCGCUCAUGAUGACACGGCUGAAUUUCCAACAGAAAAUUGAAAUACUUUUGAUGAAUCUGCUCGUCAACUUCCGCAUGUAUCAGGCGACGAAUGCUGUUGACAAGGUAUACGCGCUCUUGAACUUGGCAAAUAAUACGAUAAUACAGCCGGACUACAGCAUGGAGGCCAAGGAUGUCUACAGCAAGGUUGCGCGGGAAUUUCUGGCACAGUCGCUGCUAGUUUUGAGCUUUAAUUGCGACCCGAACUGGAAGGCACAAGACGGCAUUGUAUCAUGGGCACCAGACUGGUCCUGCAGACCUCGUGAAGUGGCCUUUCUGUCUCGAAAGCGUCUGAGGCCCUGGCAGGCCGGGGGCCAAGGACCGCAUGUCAUCCGCUUCUCCGAGGAUAGUCGUACGCUGUUUGCUCAGGGGAGAGUCAUCGACAAGCUCAGGACAGUCGGCGAGGGAUAUGCCUACUCGGACGUCAACUUUAGCCACUUGUCCCAGGAUGCUUACGGAAAAAUACUUGGGAAGUUGGACAGCACCGAGGAAGUAACGAAAUACUUUCACCAGAGACGAUGGAGAGGGUGGGAGCAUCUUGUUCUCAAACUCCAGAGCUACCCGGCCACCGGCGAGAACAUCCGUACUGUAUUUCAGAAGAUUCUCAUAGCCAACGCCGACUUUGACGCAUACGAGGGCUCGAGAUCGCUUCCAAGCCUGGAGACUAUGUUUGAUGCGUUUAGAAAGUACGAAUGGCAUAGGGUGCCUCAACGCCCAGCAACGCCUGAGGGACAGACAGAAUACGGCUAUUAUCAGACAUACAUGUACUAUGCAGUAACAGCUUCGUCUGGACGAACCGUGUUCAGCACAAAAAGGGGGUAUGCUGGGCUAGCUCCUUACUCAUCUCGGCCGGGUGAUUAUGUUGUCGUUUUGCAUGGAGGUGGAACACCAUACAUUUUGAGAAAGUCAAAACGAUCCGAAAACUUCAUAUUUAUGGGAGAGGCAUAUUUGCAUGGUUUCAUGGACGGCGAAGGUAUUGACGAUAUCAACUCAGUUCAAGAGUUUGCUAUUGUCUGA